Molecule: messenger RNA, 4564 nt
Organism: Pogoniulus pusillus (Red-fronted tinkerbird)
Lineage: Eukaryota; Metazoa; Chordata; Aves; Piciformes; Lybiidae
Gene: COPS3
Product: COP9 signalosome subunit 3
Exons: 12
Coding region: 58-1353 (431 amino acids)
Biological process (GO): ubiquitin-dependent protein catabolic process
Cellular component (GO): COP9 signalosome
Source: RefSeq, a predicted model, not a curated record
CCCCUUCCCUCCCCGCUCCUCCUCCUCCUCCCUCGCCCCGCCUGCCCCGCCGCCAAGAUGGCGUCGGCCCUAGAGCAGUUCGUCAACAGCGUCCGGCAGCUCUCGGCCCAAGGUGACCGUGGUGAGGGGGGUGGAGGACAAAUGACCCAGCUUUGUGAACUGAUCAAUAAAAGUGGAGAACUGCUAGCAAAAAAUCUUUCCCAUCUGGAUACAGUGCUUGGUGCCCUGGAUGUGCAGGAACACUCUUUAGGAGUUCUUGCUGUCUUGUUUGUGAAGUUUUCUAUGCCCAGCAUCCCUGACUUCGAAACGUUAUUCUCGCAGGUGCAGCUUUUUAUCAGCACUUGUAAUGGGGAACACAUUAGAUAUGCAACAGACACUUUUGCUGGCCUGUGCCACCAGUUAACAAAUGCCCUUGUGGAGAGAAAACAGCCCCUGCGAGGAAUUAGCAUUCUCAGACAAGCCAUAGACAAGAUGCAGAUGAACACAAACCAGCUGACCUCAAUACAUGCAGAUCUCUGCCAGCUCUGUUUGUUAGCAAAAUGCUUUAAACCUGCCCUCCCGUAUCUAGAUGUGGACAUGAUGGAUAUUUGUAAAGAGAACGGGGCAUAUGAUGCGAAGCACUUUUUAUGUUACUACUACUAUGGUGGGAUGAUAUACACUGGGCUAAAGAAUUUUGAAAGAGCACUCUACUUUUAUGAACAGGCAAUAACUACUCCAGCCAUGGCAGUCAGUCAUAUUAUGUUGGAAUCCUAUAAAAAGUAUAUUCUAGUUUCUUUGAUACUACUUGGCAAAGUUCAGCAGCUACCAAAAUACACUUCCCAGAUAGUUGGUAGAUUCAUUAAGCCCCUUAGCAAUGCUUACCACGAAUUAGCUCAAGUUUAUUCAACCAAUAAACCCUCGGAGCUUCGAAAUCUGGUGAACAAACACAGCGAAACAUUCACAAGGGAUAACAACAUGGGGCUGGUUAAGCAGUGCUUGUCAUCUCUCUACAAAAAGAAUAUUCAGAGACUAACCAAGACGUUUUUAACAUUGUCAUUACAAGACAUGGCAAGUCGAGUGCAGUUGUCGGGGCCCCAGGAAGCAGAAAAAUAUGUCCUCCACAUGAUAGAAGAUGGUGAAAUCUUUGCAAGUAUUAAUCAGAAAGAUGGUAUGGUCUGUUUCCAUGAUAAUCCUGAAAAAUACAACAAUCCAGCUAUGCUUCAUAACAUCGACCAGGAGAUGCUGAAAUGUAUAGAGCUUGAUGAACGACUGAAAGCCAUGGAUCAAGAGAUCACUGUGAACCCUCAGUUUGUGCAGAAGAGUAUGGGAUCUCAAGAAGAUGACUCAGGGACCAAACCAUCCAGUUAUUCUUGAAAUUAAUGUUGCUCACCACUCCGCUUUCAAGUAAAAGCUUAUGAAAGGAUCACGCCUGGAAUAGGGCAUUGAGGAGUUCCACGAAGAGAGCAGAGAGAACUGAGCUUUGCUUUUCACCUGGACAUUAAGAAAAUAAAAAAGAACACCCUCUCAGUACUGUAUAAUACCAGAAAUAUUCUCUGCAAAGAAAAAGGAAAUCUCAAAAAGAAACUUAAAAGUCUGUUGUGGAUUUAUUUAUCUUCAGAUUAACAUCGUUAAUGCAUUAAAUAAUCGACCUUUUGUUUUAAAGGGUUUGAAUGUUGCUGUGUUUCUGUAGCAGUCUUUCUGGGUUUUUUUGUUUGUUUGGGUUUUUUUUUUUUUCCUCUUCUGCAAAAAGUGUUAUUCAGGGAAGAAUACAAACUAGUGUUGGUUCACUUACAAGGUAAUUUACUGGUUCAUUUUUCUGUAUUUAAAGUUGAGCUCAGAGUGCAGCCUGAUCUUAUGUAUGGCAGGGGGAAGAGGGGUGGAGUUUGAAGUCAGUUCUCUACGUUAUGGUUUGUGUAUGCCUGGUGUAGCUGGCUGCUGGCUGUUAAAUGAAGAGCAGUGUUCUUUCCUAAAAGAAUGAGCCUGUUAACAAGCCCUUGUAAGGCUGUAGGCACUUGCAUAACUAUAGGAAAUCCAUACCUGACAGCUAUUUAUGAGUUUUAAAGUUGCUGGUACAAAAUACCUUCUGAUAACAUUUGCUCUUAAAUUAAUUAGACCUAAACAAAAGGAUGUUUUGGAGGCUGCCAGAUAUGAAGUUGUUCACACUGAAAGAAAUGUAAAUUUCUAUUCCUAUAUAUUUGAUGUGAAAGUAUCCAACAGGCUAAUGCAGUGGGAAUCAGUUUAAGUGAAGGCCAUGCCAUAGAUCUUUGUUUCCAAAGGAAAUAUUUUUCACCUGGAACCCAGAAUUCUUUAGAGCUCUCAAAAUGGAGGAAUGUGUUUGGAGAUCACAUGCUGGAAUGUUCCCUGGUUUUUAAUCCAUGGUUUUAAACAUAAAAGCGUUGUUGGAUUAAGUGCUUCACCCCUUAAAUCAAUGAGCUUUUUAAUCCUCUGUAGUUCUCGUGCAUCUGAAGAUUCUCACUCUUCAAACACCUUUGAGAACACUUCAUGUCAGUGCAGAUCUCCUACUGUCAGGCAUAAAUAAACCUGUCAUCAAGUCAGAAAGAGAGAAACUCAGCAUCCAGUGCUUCCUACUUAAAUGCCUGACGAGGAGCUGCUUGCUGCUGCUAACCCACCAGCUUUUUUUCAGGAGCCUAAGUGGGAGCUGAGCAUUUCUGGCUCUUGCCACCUGCAGCUUGUAUGUACUGAGGUCAGCCCUGGUUGAAAAUGCUCUGUUUGUGCUUCCAGUGCUGAUGCAGAACUAUUGGGGUUGUCACUUAAAAUUGGUGUCCUCAUUCUAGCAGAGCCUCUGUGCCAGCAGUAUGCUUCUAGUAGGAGAGAGAUGUCCCCAGGUUGUUGUCAAGGUGGUGAAAGAUGUUUUAAGGAGUAUAAAAUAGCAGUUUAGUGUUGAACACAGCCUAGAUCCAUAGCGUUAGUAGCUCACCACUGAGUACUUGUGCUUCCUGUCAUAGAGACUUCCAUAUUUAAAGGCAACUGUUACACCUCACCUUAAAGCAAAUCUUGGGGUUUUCAUAACUUGCCUUACCAGUCAUGUAAUUAAAGAUACUUAAGAUUUUUGAAGGGUUCUUUUUUCUUUUUUUAUUUUUUUCCCCCCUCUCUCCCUAGUUAAUCCUGCAGUGAUUUAAAUGCUGAACAUGCUUCUGCAAUUUUCCUCUCUGGUCCUGUGGAAGUGUUAAUUUAGAGGAUUAGUAAUGCUGUGGGCUCAGGCACGAAGCGAGGUUGUCGCAGUGUUGACAGCAUGAGCGGUAGUCAUGGAAAGGACAGCAAAUGACUAACCCCAAACUGCCACCCAUACAGAACUGUGGACGGAUGGCCUCUUGUUGCCAGAGGCUCAUUUGCCAGGGGAGAAUGUGUGCAGGCUGCUUUUGUGGAGUUGGAGGAGAACCAGACUUGUCCACUUGGCAGUGGCUGAGCUUUUAGAUCACUAGUUCCCAUUAGCGAGUGUGGAUUUACCUGCUGAGAGCUGCAGGAUGGAUUUCUAUCUAUGGAAUUAGAAAUGCACUAAUAUAUGCAGCCAGCAAACAGCAGCUACAUUUUCUCUUCUGCUUAAAGCAGAUAAAAUAAAUCCAUGCUCACAUCAAAAGGCUGGUAGAAAGAGCUGUGUAACAGUUUCAAAUGAUAUAUUAUCCUGUUGUUCUUAAUCUGAUUUCUACGAGAGCAAGCACUUUGAAAGCUAGAGAACCGCUGAGGUUCCUUUUCUGACGUGGGUAGUUUGUGCUGUUAAACUCUGAUUGCUGAUGGGAGUCAAGUCAGGUCCCACCUGUAGAAUCAGCAGAUAAAGCAUUUGCCAAAAGUGCUUCAGGGAAGGGCUUUUAAGUAAUAGUUUGAUAAACACAUACGGUCUGGCAUCUGCAUGUCUUGAGAUACUGAUGAAAUUAAGUCAGAUUUUUAAUGAAGUAGCUCUUUCAAGUCUUGGAACUAAUUGCAUGGGCUUGUGGGCAGCUGAGAUGCUUUGAGAACUCUUGAGCUUUCUGGUUUUAUUUCUGUGUUUAUUGCAGGAAAGGACUUUUGAUCAACUAUGAGACCACUGUGUGCUGUGCUCCUCUAAGCUUAGACCCUCAGAGGUCCUGUGGCUGGUUCUUCCUCUCGUGCAUGGCCACAAGAUGUAUUCACGAAAUAAGAGUGCAUGCUUUGAUAUCUGACGCCUAUUUUCAUGCAUCUUAAUUAGCAAAGAUACAAAAUGCAGUUCAGAAGGGUAUCACUAGACGUGCAGCUACACUUCUUAGCCACAGGAGGGGUCUCUAGCUUAGUUAUUAGCAGGUAUUAAACGAUUUCUACAAAGAAAUGAUUAGAAGCUGUUUUGUUCUGUGCCACGGAGGAGCCGCAGUCAGUGACCUCCACUGACACACACAGGCUGCCGCUGCUCCACGUGCUUUCGUGUAACUCCAGCUGCCUCCUCCCACACAACCACCCUUCUCUCUUCUCCAGUGCAACCGUGACCUGGUGUAUGUCUUGUCAUAGGCAACCUGUAUAACCUAGGAAAUGUUUUCUGCAUGGCCAAACUGGCUGAGGAGGUUAGUCCUGAGAAGUUGUUUUAAUUGUACUAUUGGAAAAUAAAGAUAACAAAUGA